Messenger RNA from Eucalyptus grandis, 2040 nucleotides. RefSeq names its product pentatricopeptide repeat-containing protein At5g64320, mitochondrial. Bases 1 to 2040 code for a protein of 679 amino acids. Gene Ontology annotation, molecular function: protein binding. The transcript has a single exon. The record is from RefSeq and is a predicted model, not a curated record. Lineage: Eukaryota; Viridiplantae; Streptophyta; Magnoliopsida; Myrtales; Myrtaceae.
AUGUCCGUAAAGCUUUCGGCUUUAGCAUCUCCGGGAAGAAUCCCCGCGUGGGUCAAUCUCGCCGCGCGCUUUUCCUCGGUCCCUUGCGCGGCGGUCGGCGUCGAAAUCGCCCCGGAAAGCGACCGCAACCCCCCGAAAGCGCCGGACUUCGAGACUAAUCUCAAGCUCUUGCGAGACAGGCUCGCCCCGGAGAGCUUGAUCCGGGUUCUCGACAGCGCCGGCGACGUGGAAUCUGCGGUGAAGGUGUUCAAAUGGGUCUCCCUCCAGAAGGCGUUUCGCCACACCGCCGAUACGUACUCCGCGAUGAUUCUCAGGCUCGGUAUGGCCGGGCAAGUUCAAGAAAUGGAUGGGUUUUGUCAGCGCAUGAUGACGGAUGGAUGCGUGGGGGUUGAAGCUGAGGCUGCUCUCGCCUCGCUGGUUUCACUGGUUGAUCAGUUCGUGAGGCGUGGUAAGCUCGAUGAGGCGAUGCGGGUUCUCGCGAGCAUGAACUGGGGUGAUUAUAGACCCGCUAUAGAUGUGUUCAAUGCUGUGCUGGGUGCUCUUGUGGGGGAGAAGAGGAAAUUGAGGGAUGUUAUGUUUGUGUAUAAAGAAAUGGUCAAAGCAGGGAGAAUACCGACGGUUGAGACUUUGAAUUAUUUGUUAGAGGCUCUGCUUGAGGCUGAUUUGGUUGAUUCUGCUUUGGAUCAAUAUAGAAGAAUGGACAAGAAGGGGUGUACUCCAAAUAGCAGAACCUUCGAGAUACUUGUUAAGAAUCUCCUUGCCAAAAACCGAGUGGAUGAAUCGUGUACGGUGUUGUGCGAGAUGCUUGAAAGGGGGACUGAGCUGGAUUUAGGUUUUUAUUCCCAUGUCAUUCCUGUUGUUUUAAGUGAAAAUAAGCUGGAGGUAGGAAUGUGCUUGUUCAAGAAGAUGAAAGCUUCUAAUUUUCCCCCUGAACCAGUGAUUUACAAUAGUGUUAUCCAUCAUUUGUGCAACAACUCUUUGGUUGAAGAGGCGAAGGACCUUCUCGACAGUAUGAUAGAUUGUGGUGUUGCGCCCUCAGAUGACGCAUUUGAGGAUAUCGUAAAUGCUUUGUGUAUGUCUAGGCAAUUAGACGAGGCAAUAGAGUUUUUGGAAGACAAACAAGUUUCUGCAACCUCUGCUUACAAUAGAUUGCUGGAAGGUUGUUGCAGUGCUGGAAAAGUUUUAUUGGCAAAAGAACUGUUUGAGAAAAUGUCUCAUAGGAAUAUAGUUGAUUGCUAUACCUGGAAUAUUUUGAUCAGAUGGCUUUGCGAGCACUCCAGGUUUAGAGAAGCUCUUGGAUUUCUCGGCAGGAUGUCUGUUAGUGGUUUUAUUCCUAAUUCCCUCACAUUUUCAGCUCUUGUUGUUGGCUGUUGUAAAUUAGGAAAGUAUGAUGAUGCAUUUGAGAUUUUCAAUCACGUCUGUGCCAAGUGUUAUAUUUUGGACUCUCUCUCUUACUCUAAGCUAGUUGAAGGUCUUUGCCAGGAGAGGAAGACUCUAGAGGCGGCUGAAGUGUUUAAUUACAUGGCUGAGAGUGGAGUUCCUCUUGAAUCUUGCUCAUUUAGUAAGCUGGUUAAAGGUGUCUAUGACACAAAAGGUGUUGAUGAGGCAUUAAAUGUUAGAAAAUUGGCCAUGAAAUGUGGUACCAUGUGUACAAGUGAUGCAUACACCAUCAUAUUGCACUGGUUGGCUAGGAAAGGCAGUGCUAAAUAUGUUCUGGCCAUGUACUCACUCAUGCUGGUAGAGGGAUGCAUAAUUUGUGCGGAAGCUUAUUGCAUCCUCAUAAACACCAUGAUCUUGCAGAAUCGGAUGAAAGAUGCUGCAUCUCUGUUCAAUCUGAUGAUUAGUGAAGGUUCCUUACCUGAAACAGAUGUCUUAUCUGAGUUAGUGUCUCAUUUUGCCAAUUUUUCUCGGUUAAAUAUGAUCUCUGAUGCGAUUGAUAUAGUUGUCUUCAAUUAUGAUAUUCUAGAUUCAGAUACAUACAGCUUACUGAUUAAUGGCUUUUGGAAAGAGGGUAACAAGAGCAAAGCUCAACAGUUUUAG